AUGUCAUCUGUGAAGCACUUGGUCAGGAUCCGCCCAGAACAGUCCAGAGACAUUCCAGACAUUGCAACGCUCAUCACCACGGCAUACUCGAACAACACUCGUCUCAACCACCUCGCCCUCGCUCCCGCCCUCUCACGUCUUCGCUCCGAGAGCGCGCUUCAUCAUUCUCUGGUAUCGACAUGUGGUCACGAGCAGGUCGUGGGCCACAUAGCUGCUUUUCCAGUCCUCGUCGACGGUCACGACCAAGAUUGGCUUGGCCUCGCGCCGCUCUCUGUGAAAUGGGAACUGCAAGGGCAGGGAAUCGGAACGAUGCUGGUCAAUGAACUGUUGAAAGCUCUUCGGGAGGCAGGCGUAAACGGCUGCGUCGUUGCAGGGCGGCCGAAGUUCUACCAAAGAUUUGGCUUCCAGCGAGAUCCGAAUCUGAGAUUCGCAGGAGCUCCAGCAAGUGCCUUCUUAGCAUUGCAUAUGAACGGUCCAGCCGUGAGUUGA
This is a messenger RNA of Pseudocercospora fijiensis CIRAD86, 489 nucleotides long. RefSeq lists its product as uncharacterized. The transcript has a single exon. Lineage: Eukaryota; Fungi; Ascomycota; Dothideomycetes; Mycosphaerellales; Mycosphaerellaceae. The record is from RefSeq and is a predicted model, not a curated record. Gene Ontology annotation, molecular function: acyltransferase activity, transferring groups other than amino-acyl groups. The coding region runs from base 1 to 489 and encodes 162 amino acids.